AUGAUCUUUAUCUUCCUAUCACAUAUCAUCUUUCUGGCUAUGCUGCAACCUGAUUUUCAUACAGUUGCAGCAGGCAUUUCUCAUUUAAAUGCAGAAGCCAAUCCAAUGACAUCAACAAUACAGAGCCUAGAUGUGAGAAAUUCACAGAAUAAAGCAUCUUUAAUGGGUGUCCAUCAGAUUCAAUCUUUAUUGGGAAGACAAACAAAGAAAUCUGUAUUUUCUGAUAAAACCCAGUCUAACAGUCCACAAAUACUUCCAUUGCUGAAGAACAGGCAAUCAUUGACAAAUUUGGGUGGGAAGAGAAAUCCCCCAACCAAUGCAGCUGCCCAGAGUUGGGGAAAGAACCAUUCUUACUUGAAUAGAAAACCAGCAGGACCUGUAGGAGCAGAGACAUCACCGACUGCCAAAACAGCAUUAAGAUUUCAAAGAACCCUACCAUUUGUAAAUUCCAAUAAUGUUAUCAAUAGAGGUUUCAAUUUUUAUCCCGCUCUAAUGGAUAUGGACUGUAAUACAUUUGAUAUUCCCCAGAUGUGUAGUUCAUCACAAGAUUGUAUGAGUCCUGGCUACUGUUUUCAAGGGCUUCAGGGAACUUCUGGUAUCUGCUGCUUUCCAGGUUACAUGGAUUAA
Molecule: messenger RNA, 627 nt
Organism: Acanthosepion pharaonis
Lineage: Eukaryota; Metazoa; Mollusca; Cephalopoda; Sepiida; Sepiidae
Source: the annotation of a GenBank genome assembly